AUGUUACAGUUGCAGGAUCGCAGUUUGGCGAUCUUCGUUGUUACCGUGGUUUUCCUGGGGAUCUCCUCAAUCACAGUCUGCUUGCGAUGUUUUGUCCGACUCAAAAUUGUCAAGGCGUUUGGGUGGGAUGACGGGUUGAUGGUCUUCGCUUGGAUCUUGAAUAUAUUCUUCGCGCUAUGCGGAAUCACGGGGGCAUUACGGGGCUUUGGCCAGCGAAAAGAAGUGCUUCUGAGGGAAGGUAGACUAGAGACCGCGAUGUUUUGGUGGUGGCUGGGCCAAACCAGCUAUGUAUGGGUCUGUGGAGUGGCCAAAAGUUCCAUUGCGGUGACUUUGCUUCGUCUCACCGUCUCCCGCGUGCACACGGUGAUUCUGUCUGCUGUCAUUGCUGUGACGGUGGUUGUCGGCCUGGUCUUUUGGUUCAUGUUGACUCUUCAGUGUCACCCCGUAUCCUUUUUCUGGCAGAGGGUUCGGCCUGGCGCAGAAGGCCGCUGCUUCGACCCUGACAACAUCAUUAAUAUUGCAUAUGUCUACAGUGUGAGUGCAGCGUGUUGCGACCUCACCCUAGGCCUUCUUCCCGUGUUCCUUGUGUGGAAUCUACAAAUGAACACCCGUUCCAAGACUGCCUUGGCUGGUAUCUUGGGCAUAGGAUGCGUCGCCAGCGCAGCCGUCAUCGUCCGUAUUCCGUACCUCCACGAUUACAAAUCAGAUGAUUUUCUCUACACGAGUGCCAAUAUCUCCAUCUGGUCAAAUGUGGAAGCCGGCCUGGGUAUUGCCGCGGGGAGCCUCGUGACGCUCCGCCCUCUUUUCCGAUGGUUUCGGGACCCCAGUUCCGCCGGUAGUCGAAGCAAACGUACCGCUGAUAUGCCACUUCAUAGCGUCAACCUGAGACGCUCUGGGGGUAGGUCAGGUUCAAAAUACUGGCGAUCGGAUAUUGAUGAUGUGGACACUCUUGCGGUCGUCACAGCCUCGCCCCAGGGCAGUGGCAACAGUAGCCAGGAGAAUCUCAAUCCGAAACAGGAGCCAUACUUGGGCGGCGUCCAUGUGCAAAAGUCUUUCUUUAUAUCAGAGCAUCAGCCUUGA
Molecule: messenger RNA, 1080 nt
Organism: Penicillium chermesinum
Lineage: Eukaryota; Fungi; Ascomycota; Eurotiomycetes; Eurotiales; Aspergillaceae
Exons: 5
Coding region: 1-1080 (359 amino acids)
Source: RefSeq, a predicted model, not a curated record